AUGUCGGAACCCCCGGAUAUCGUCUCCAAUCCAGUCGAAGGCCAGGCCGGGUCCAGCAUGUUUCAAGAAAAUUGGAGUUUCCUGGAAGACGUGAAAAAGCGCUUCGAGGGAUCCGAGCCGGAUGUCUACGCGGCUUUCAUCAAGGUUCUCAGCGGCUUCUACACGACGACCGCGCAAGGAACCGAAGACACCGACGGGAGUCUGGCGAGCCUGCACGAGACCGUUAAGGCGCUGCUUCAUGGCCACCAGGACCUGGUGGAAAGGUUUGAGAGCAGCCUUCCCCAAGACUAUCUCGAUCGUCAGCGGGACGUGCCGGACCACCAAAGCUAG
Molecule: messenger RNA, 330 nt
Organism: Colletotrichum graminicola M1.001
Lineage: Eukaryota; Fungi; Ascomycota; Sordariomycetes; Glomerellales; Glomerellaceae
Exons: 2
Coding region: 1-330 (109 amino acids)
Biological process (GO): regulation of DNA-templated transcription
Source: RefSeq, a predicted model, not a curated record